This is a messenger RNA of Ipomoea triloba (trilobed morning glory), 1266 nucleotides long. Its product is annotated as protein WHAT'S THIS FACTOR 9, mitochondrial-like. The transcript has a single exon. Bases 1 to 1266 code for a protein of 421 amino acids. Gene Ontology annotation, molecular function: RNA binding. The record is from RefSeq and is a predicted model, not a curated record. NCBI's taxonomy places the organism in Eukaryota, Viridiplantae, Streptophyta, Magnoliopsida, Solanales, Convolvulaceae.
AUGUUGAUUGGACAGAGCAACAAGACCAGAAAGCUUCUCCUCAAAAUUCUCUGCUUCUCUUCUCAAAAUUCAAUCUUUUCUCACUCCAUAGCUUGUUCAUAUAUCCAGAGGCAGAGCUAUGUUAAUGUGUACAUGAAAUGGAAGCAAGAUUUCUACUUGGAUUCAAUUGAGUCCGUUCACAAAUCCAUUGAACUGCAGCCCAUAAUCGCCCUCAAGAACUACAUAGUUUCUGCUUCACCUGAAGAGUAUUCCAUCCCCAUUUCUGACGUUUCCAAGAAGGGCUUACGCUUUGGGGUGCGCAUUAAGGUUGCCAGGUUCUUGAGGCAAUACCCUUCUGUUUUCGAGGAGUUUACUGGCCCCAAGCACAAUCUUCCAUGGUUCAGGCUGACCCAGAGAGCCAUUGAGCUUGAUAAGGAGGAGAGAGAGGUUUACAAAGCGUUUAAGGAUGACCUUCUGUUAAGGUUGAAGAAGUUGGUUUUGAUGAGUUGUGUUGGUUUUGGUGAUAAAAAGGUCCUGCCUUUGAAGAUCAUUCAGGGUAUGCAGUGGUAUUUGGGAUUUCCUGAUGAUUUCUUGAUAGACCCUGAAAAUAAUCUUCCCAAAUCUUUUGAAAUUGUUGAAAUGGGGGAUGGUCUUAAAGGACUGGCUCUUAACAAUGAAGGGAAUGAAAAGGUGCUGUCUGUGAUGCAGAGGAAUGCACUGAAAAGAGGAGUGUAUGAUGGUGGGGAGAAUGAAACCAUUGCAUUUCCCACAUUUCCAUCAAAGGGAUUGAGGUUGAGGAGAAAGAUUAUAGAUUGGUAUGAUGAGUUUCAGAAGCUUCCUUAUGUUUCACCUUAUGAAAACUGUUCAGCUAUAAGGCCUGAUAGCGAAACGGCAGAGAAACGGGUGGUGGGCUUGCUUCAUGAGUUGCUUAGCUUGUUUGUAGAGCAUGCUGCUGAAAGGAAAAAUCUUUUGUGUCUCAGGAAGUACUUGGGGUUGCCACAAAAGGUGCACAAGGCAUUUGAGAGGCACCCUCACAUUUUCUAUCUAUCUUUGAAGAACAAGACCUGCACUGCAAUAUUAAAGGAAGCUUAUUGUGACAAAGGUGCAAUUGAAGUGCAUCCUCUAGCAAAGGUGAGGAAAAAGUACAUCAAUUUGGUGAAGGAAUCGGCUUUUAUUUUGAAAAGUAGAAGGUUUAACAAUAGGCCACGCGAUCAGGGAAAUAUGAAUGUAAUGGACUUAGAUUGUACAGAAGAUGAGAAUGAGAAGACUGGAAUUGAAGCUGCUUAA